AUGGCCAGCACAGGGCCGUCGCUUUCUGGCACCUUUGACAUUCUAGACGCAGCGGGCCAGGAUAAGCUCUUGUAUCUUAAGCACAAACUGAAGACCCUGCGGCCAGGCUGCCGGGGGGCGGACCUCCUGCAUGCCCUGGUGCUCCUAAAGCUGGGCCAGGAGACCGAGGCCAGGAUCUCCCUGGAGGCGCUGAAGGCAGACGCUGUGGCGAAGCUGGUGGCCCGCCAGUGGGCUGGUGUGGACAGCACUGAGGCCCCAGAGGAGCCCCCAGACGUGUCCUGGGCCGUUGCCAGGGUGUACCACCUUCUUGCCGAGGAGAGGCUGUGUCCAGCGCCAAUGCGGGAGGAGGCCUACCGCGCAGCCGUCCGUGCUUUCAGGUCCAGGGACGACCCCCAGCUGGGGGAGCUCCAGGAAGAGGCACGAGACCGGUGCGGAUGGGACGUCCUUAGGGACCUGGAGGGCAUCCAAACUCUCCACUCCGAUCUGGGGUGCCUCCUGCCGUCCUCGGCAUCACCCUCCGGGACCCGCAGCGAUCCGCGGCCCAUUGUGGGCCUUUCGGACUGGAGCAGAGGGCAUUCCCUGAGAUCCACCGGCAGCCCGGCCUCCCUGGCCAGCAACUUGGAAAUUAGCCAGUCGCCCACCAUGGCCCUCCUCAGUAGUCACCACAGCCCCCACGGGCCCAGCAAGCUGUGUGACAAGCCCCGGGCCAGCCCGGUGCCCGAGCCUGCCCCUAUGGGCUGCCAGGAGCCCGAGGAGAUGAGCUGGCCCCCAUCAGUGGAGGCUGCCAGACCCCCAGUGCGGCCAAACAGCCCAGCCCCCAGGCUUCCCGAGGUGGCCGCAGAUGCAUGCCCCGCCAGCCUGCAUGACCCCCCGGAAGCUCCGAAAAACAGCAGUCACUACUCGGUGGAGUGCACGGAUGUGCCAGCAGCUCCCAAAUCUCUCCCCUCGCCUUCCAGAAACGUCUGCCCUGUCGCGGAUCAGACGCCAAUCCAACUUUCAGAGGAAGACACCACUUACCCGGCGGCUCAGCCACGCCCACCGACUCCAUCGGCCCCCAAAACGUCCCCUCCCUUUUCGUCUCCAUCGACCCCUCCUAAGGCUCACCCUACCGUCUCGAAGCCUGGGCCUCCUCCUCCGGAGCUGGAGUCGUCGGAGCAGAAGUUCUAUAACUUUGUGGUGCUGCACGCUGGCGCUGACGAGCACAUCGCGCUGCGCGUGCGCGAGAGGCUGGAGGCCCUGGGCGUGAGCGACGGCGCCACCUUCUGCGAAGAUUUCCAGGUGCCAGGGCGCGGCGAGCUGCACUGCCUGCAGGACGCCUUAGACCACUCGGCCUUCACCAUCCUGUUGCUCACCUCCAACUUUGACUGCCGGCUGAGCCAGCACCAGGCGAACCAUUCUCUGAUGAGCAGCCUCACGCGGCACGGGUGGCAGGAUUGCGUGAUCCCCUUCCUGCCCUUGGAGAGUUCCCUGACCCAGCUCAGCCCCAGCACUUCCAGCCUGCUCACCGCCCUGGUGUGGCUGGACGAGCGCUCCCCGAUCUUCGCCAAGAAGGUGGCCAACACCUUCAAGUCCCAGAAGCUGCGGGCCCGCAAGGCAAAGUGGAGGAAGGAACAGGAUGUCCGGGCCCUGCAGGAGCACAGCCAACACCUGGAGGGUGAGCGGCAGCAGGCAGCGGCGUGGAGUGCCGCGCACUCAGCUUUCCUCCAUAACUACCUGUCCUACCAGACGCAGAUGGAGAAGCUCCAGGUAGCUUUCGGGAGCUACAUGCCAUUUGACACUCAGCUGCCUUCUGUGCUUCAGGUGCCCUUUGGGGGACCGGGGCCCCUCGGAGCCCCACCACCACCCUUUCCCACCCAGCCGGGCCAUCGGCCGCCGCCCCUGCCUCCUUGGCUGGCGGGCAUGCCCCCGCCGGCUUUCCCGCAGCCCCCGGUGGCUUUCCCGCAGCCCCCGGACUUCCCACAGACUUCACCCGUGCACUCUCCGAGCUCUGGGCUGCAGCCCCUCAUCAUACAUCAUGCACAUAUGGUACAACUGGGACUCAACAACCAUAUGUGGAACCAGAGAGGGACGCAGGCGCCCGAGGACAAGAUGCCAGAAACGGAAUGA
Lipotes vexillifer (Yangtze River dolphin) is the source of this 2106-nucleotide messenger RNA. RefSeq names its product TIR domain containing adaptor molecule 1 (gene TICAM1). The transcript has a single exon. Gene Ontology annotation, biological process: positive regulation of canonical NF-kappaB signal transduction; positive regulation of type I interferon production; TRIF-dependent toll-like receptor signaling pathway. Gene Ontology annotation, molecular function: signaling adaptor activity. The record is from RefSeq and is a predicted model, not a curated record. NCBI's taxonomy places the organism in Eukaryota, Metazoa, Chordata, Mammalia, Artiodactyla, Lipotidae. Bases 1 to 2106 code for a protein of 701 amino acids. Gene Ontology annotation, cellular component: endosome.